CUACCUUAGCUCCGCUUUGAGUAAUUCCCACCGAUGCUUUGUAAUUGGGAGCAGACUUUCCUGUAACUUCGCCCGUGACCGUGGUGAACCUCGACAGAGCCUUCGCAUCGUCUACAACUCACUGCCACAGGUUGGUCUGACACGGAUUCCUUCAUCGCCAGCAUCGCCUCAACCGCAGCAAUGGCCGAGGUCAAGCAAUGGGUCACGUCUCAGGACGGGUUAGACAAGCUCAGGCAGUCCACUGCCGCCAUGCCCAAGCCCGGCAAGGGCGAGGUGCUGGUUGAGAUCCGCGCCGUGGCGCUCAACUUCCGCGACACUGAAGUUUCUAUGGGCUUGUACAAACACCACAAGGCCGUCACCGCCGGCGAUCCCGAACCCAUCGUACCAUGCUCCGACUCGUGUAGCAUUGUCGUCGCCGUUGGCGAGGGAGAUGUUCCAUGGAAGGUUGGUGAUCGUGUCCUCUCUACCUUCUGCCAGAGCCACGUGACGGGCCAGAUCAAGGCCAAGGACAUGACCACCGGCCUUGGCUUGCCUCUCCCCGGUGUCUUGCAAACGCACCGUGUCUUCCCUAGCCAUGGUCUGGUUAAGGCGCCCGAGUACCUGAGUGAUGAGGAGGCGGCCUGUCUGCCCAUUGCGGCUGUGACUGCUUGGUCGUCCCUCAAAGGCAUGAAGCCCCUCGGCCAGUCCGGCGCUCAGACCGAGACUGUCCUGCUUCAAGGCACGGGCGGUGUCGCCAUCAGUGGUCUGCAGAUUGCAAAGGCCAGCGGUGCCAAAGCCAUCGUGACCUCGUCGUCGGAUGAGAAGCUCAAGAAGGCCAAGGAGUUGGGCGCAGACUUCCUGAUCAACUACCGCAGCAACCCGGAGUGGCAGGACGAGGUGAUGAGGCUCACCAACGACGAGGGGGCUGAUAUCAUCCUAGAGUGCGGCGGAGCGCGCACAUUGCGCAAGUCAUUUGACUGCAUUGCCUUCGGCGGAUUGAUCAACAGCAUCGGCUACCUGUCAGGCAAGGAGGACGAGGCGGGCGACAGGAUGAACACUAAUCUCCUGGCGCUGAGGCGCAAUGUGACGCUGAAGGGCAUCAUCAACGGCGCCCGCGACAAGUUCGAGGAGAUGUGCGACUUCUACGCCAAGCACCAGAUCCAUCCCGUCGUGGAUCGUGUGUUUGCAUUCGACGAGUCAAAGGACGCGUUUCAGUAUCUGUUCAGCGGGGGGCACUUUGGAAAGGUCGUCAUCAGGGUCAAGGCGUGAUUAAACGAUACGACGGAUAGUAGCGAUAUGGCUAGCGAAUGGAAGAAAUGCAC
Molecule: messenger RNA, 1301 nt
Organism: Aplosporella prunicola CBS 121167
Lineage: Eukaryota; Fungi; Ascomycota; Dothideomycetes; Botryosphaeriales; Aplosporellaceae
Exons: 3
Coding region: 181-1248 (355 amino acids)
Molecular function (GO): oxidoreductase activity
Source: RefSeq, a predicted model, not a curated record